Messenger RNA from Perognathus longimembris pacificus (Pacific pocket mouse), 807 nucleotides. It is a transcript of the gene Rbp4, whose product is annotated as retinol binding protein 4. The coding region runs from base 68 to 673 and encodes 201 amino acids. Lineage: Eukaryota; Metazoa; Chordata; Mammalia; Rodentia; Heteromyidae. Gene Ontology annotation, molecular function: retinol transmembrane transporter activity; retinol binding. Gene Ontology annotation, biological process: retinol transport. The transcript has 6 exons. The record is from RefSeq and is a predicted model, not a curated record.
CGCGCGCUGGGACGCAGUGGCCAGGCUUUGCGCGCGCGUUUCCCGGGUGGGCGCAGUGGUGGGCGCGAUGGCGUGGAUGUGGGCGCUCGUGCUGCUGGCGGCGCUGGGCAGCGGCGGGGCGGAGCGCGACUGCAGGGUGAGCAGCUUUCGAGUGAAGGAGAACUUCGACAAAGCUCGGUUCGCGGGGACCUGGUACGCCAUAGCCAAGAAGGACCCUGAGGGUCUCUUCCUGCAAGACAACAUCAUCGCUGAGUUCUCCGUGGACGAGAACGGCCAGAUGAGCGCCACCGCAAAGGGCCGAGUCCGGCUACUGAGUAACUGGGAGGUGUGCGCUGACAUGGUGGGCACCUUCACAGACACCGAAGACCCCGCCAAGUUCAAGAUGAAGUACUGGGGUGUAGCCUCCUUUCUCCAGAGGGGAAAUGAUGACCACUGGAUCAUCGACACGGACUAUGACACCUUCGCGCUGCAGUAUUCCUGCCGCCUGCUGAACCUGGACGGCACAUGCGCCGACAGCUACUCGUUUGUGUUCUCCCGCCAUCCCAGCGGCCUCACCCCAGAGGCCCGGAGACUGGUGAGACAGAGGCAGGAGGAGCUGUGCCUGGGCCGGCAGUACCGGUGGAUUGAGCACAAUGGUUACUGUCAGAGCAAACUAUCAAGAAACAUUUUGUAGCAACAUCAAGGAUGGGAAGUUUCACUUGAAAACUUCUGAUUAACUCUCAAUCUUCAUCUCUAUUUAUCUUAGGAGUUUAUUUUGUCCCCCUUCUCCUACCCUUCUCUCUAGGAACAUAAAAACUUCAGUACACA